AAAAAUGCUUCCAAGUUAGGAAAAGAAACGUAUUAUAUUCAACACUUCCGAAAGUGACCGGAGCCACCUGUUCCCGCCGAAAUACGCAACACCGCGUUAUGUCUCACAUGAGGAAGAUGAGCUGAUCUUCAUCUGGGAUGGAGUUGGUCCUGUCUGCCCCGCACAGCCUCUCGGAGCCUCUCAGGAGGGGAACUCCUCUUCCUCUGGGCCAGCUGGUAGAGGAGGGCAGACCCAGAGCCAGCGUCCCUAAUCACCUACUGGAAUCAAAAAUCUAUACAAAAUUGAGGAGUAACAGCCUGAUAGAAGCAGAGCCCCCGGUGCUCCACUUCAGCGGGUUUGAUGUGGGCAGAGACUACCUGAAGGUCCUGAAACUAAUCAACAUUUCAUCCGAGGUUAUGAAUAUUCAUAUCAUUCCCACUCAGACCAAGUACUUCCAAACAACAUAUACGAAAAAGUACCGCCUCAUUCCUGGCCUGGCCUACACAGUGAAGGUUCAGUUUUGCCCCGACGAGUGGCGCUACUUCUACGACUGCAUUCGGGUUCACUGCAAGGGGGAGGAGAACCUUUUAAUUCCAGUUCAUGCUUACCCGACCAUUGAUGACCUGCACAUCCCCUCCUAUAUCAAUCUACCAGCCAUACCACUGGGACAGAGUGUCAGCCAUACCAUUCCCCUAAGCUGCAGCUGUCCCAUUGACUUUGAGUUCCAGGUGUACAUCAUCCAACACCAUGAGGCCUUCUCUGUCCAACCCCUCACAGGGGUGAUACCAGCUCAUGGUAAAGUGGAGAUCACUGUGACCUUCAGUCCAUUCCAGUACGAGACCUCUCAGGUCACCUUCCAGCUGGUCGUCUCCCAGUUCAACACCAAACCCUACUUGUGUACCAUCUCUGGAAGCUCCGCACCUCAUCUGGACAUCAGUCGUUCAGAAAAGAAGGGGGGUCCAGGGAAUGUGGCGGCUGCUGAGUACAGAGGGCCUUCACCUGCCUCCCGUGUGCCUCCCCUGAUCAAAACCAAAUCCAGGUCAACUAAGACAGCGGAUCAAUCCAAGGCUGCGAGGGACCGCGAUACCGGAGCUAAGCCACGCCCGAAGCCUCCGCUGGAUGUCUCCACCCCUGCGGGCGUGGCUAAGAUGUUGAUCAAAGGCCCGGAUAAAGUCAGCUCCAAAGACCUGAGGGAAGCCCUAUCCUGCAGCAGUAUGGUGUGUCUACAGAGCAGACAGAUGAAGGAGGCCUUCUUCUUGAAAAAGGUUCAGCAGACUGUCAAAGAGGAGAGAGCCAGCAGCCUCAGAUGGCAGAUUCACUUGGGCAAGGAUGCUGUGUCAGAGCAGACCAAGAGGCAGAUACUGGAAGAGAGAGAGAUGGCGUCCUAUGACUAUAUGGUUAAGAAAGGAGAUGUGAGGCAGGAUGGGGACUUUGCCACUGGCCCAGCCAGACUUUCCAGCAGGCGGCUGCUACUAGAAUCUGGACAGGCUCCAGAGGGAGUGCCAUCCUUUCAGCUUUACUCAGAUGAUGGUCUUGUGAGACAGAGAGCCCUCAGACUCUACCAGCAGGCAGCACGCAAGAUUGUGAUCCGCUGUCGCAUGAACCGGAGACUUGCAUGUCUGAAGAAACUGGCAGACAGUAUAAAGAGGCUGCCCACAGCCCAUAAAGUUGAGGAGGAAAAAAAUACAGGUGGCCUGAGGAUCUCCCAAGAUAAAAUAUUCCCAUUCUCUUUUCCUGUUUACUCAGAUGAGGAUGAGCUGCUGGUUCUUAAUAAUUUGGGCCCGGUGCCUGUGGACACAACUGAUGUGACUGUAAAGACUCACAUUCCCUUUGUCAAACUUCAGGUUCCCCAACACUAUAUGUUGAUGGGUUACCAGCCUGUGUCUGCUUGGGAGGCUUCUGAUAGCUACAUCCCUACCACCCUGGCCAGGCCCCUUCGCACUGGAGCACUGGAGGAUUUGUUAUCAGAGGUGGUUCUCGCCCCGUUGCCUGGCUCCAUGGAGCCCAAGGCCGAGGAAGAGAAGCAGAGGGAGGAGAAAGACGAGGACUCGGCGACAAAGGAAGCUGUUAGUCUGUCCUUCACUGCCCCCGAAGAUUUGCUUGCACCAGUCCAAGCAAACCCCCUCAGGAUCUUUAACCCAGCUCCGGGUCUCCAGACCUACAAACCCACUCCCAAAUACCUAGAAACCGAUCCAGAAUUUCACCUCUGCCCGCUUCCCAGGUAUGCACCUCUUGACAGCAAAGUGAGUGGCAUCAAGACUCCAAACACCCCGAAACUUCUGGAUCACAAGGAAGUGAUCAAAGGGGUCAUGACCUGGAGGAAUUUUAACUCCGCCUCCUUGAACUGGUUGUCCGACUUGCCCACUCUCACCAGUGACGUGGCCCCACGCAGUUCUGUGGACUACAGUAUGGACAUACUUCCCCUCACCGCUCCUCCUCCUCUUACCAGCCUCCCUGAUGACAUGGCGGGACUAGUGGGCAACGCGUCUGAAGAUUCAGGAGCACUCCUGACACCAGAAAUGAUCAGAGCAGAAUUCCUGGAAGGGGAGACGUCGCUCUCCAGCAGUGCAAGAAUGACCUGCUGGCAGCAGAGGGAGCAUCAAAUAGAAGCAUCCUAUGUCUCUGAGCUGAACCAGAUAAUAAGAGGGUGCUGGCCAGGCUGGACCGUUCUUCGGGCCGCGGGCAGAGACACCACCUCCCCUGAAGAGGCCUGCCAAUAAACCUGCACUCCAACACAACCCCGUAGACAGGCAAACACACAAACAAAACACUCAUACAGCUAAAUACAUAGAUUGUCUCCUCAGUCGCACACAGAUGCAGUCAAGCUACCCCUCUCUCACAUGCCCACGGACAAGCAGAAACGUACAACUUGGCUAAAGCCUGACCUACACAGGACUACAAACACACACCCCCCCACCUCCCACACA
This is a messenger RNA of Lampris incognitus (smalleye Pacific opah), 2906 nucleotides long. It is a transcript of the gene cfap221, whose product is annotated as cilia and flagella associated protein 221. Gene Ontology annotation, cellular component: cilium. NCBI's taxonomy places the organism in Eukaryota, Metazoa, Chordata, Actinopteri, Lampriformes, Lampridae. Gene Ontology annotation, biological process: cilium assembly; cilium movement. The transcript is spliced from 25 exons. The coding region runs from base 138 to 2699 and encodes 853 amino acids. The record is from RefSeq and is a predicted model, not a curated record.